Colletotrichum graminicola M1.001 is the source of this 2979-nucleotide messenger RNA. Its product is annotated as clathrin-coated vesicle protein. Gene Ontology annotation, molecular function: protein kinase activity; ATP binding. The record is from RefSeq and is a predicted model, not a curated record. The coding region runs from base 1 to 2979 and encodes 992 amino acids. The transcript is spliced from 3 exons. Lineage: Eukaryota; Fungi; Ascomycota; Sordariomycetes; Glomerellales; Glomerellaceae. Gene Ontology annotation, biological process: protein phosphorylation.
AUGUUCUCCUCGGCGCUCAAGUCGAUAUCCUCGACAAACAUCACCGCCAACUACUCCAUCUCCUCGACUCAAACCUCGUCCGCCGGCCCAUGGAAGAUCUACGAUUGCAAGAAGAAGUCGACGGGGAAGCCCUACAGCGUUUUCGUUUUUGAUAAGAAGGCUCUCGACGGGCAUGGUAGCAGCCUUGGCCGGUCGAGCGCAUCCGCCUUCAAGCGCGCUACCGAAGAAGUUAUCGAACGCCUGAAGAAGGAGGCUUCGAGCCUGGCGAAGCUGAGACACCCGAGCGUCCUCGAGCUGGUCGAACCCGUUGAGGAGACGAGGGGCGGCGGGCUUCAAUUCGUAACCGAGGCUGUCACAGGCUCGCUGGCAGCACUGCUACAGGAGAAGGACGAUCAAGAACGGAGUGGUGGGGUCGGCGGGCGGUCGAGCCGCUACGUCACUGAAGACUCGGACGGCGUGCGCCGCCGGCGUGAACUGGAGAUCGACGAGCUCGAGAUCCAGAAGGGGUUGCUGCAAAUUAGCAAAGCUCUCGAGUUCUUGCACGAGAACGCUGGUCUGGUUCAUGGAAAUCUGACGCCGGAUGCCAUCAUUGUGAAUGCCAAGUCGGACUGGAAAAUCAGUGGCUUGGCCUUCUGCGGUCCUUCCGAGGGCUCUAACAAGCCGACUUCCUUCCAGCCUGUCAGCUUGUCGGAGGUGCUCAACCCAGACCCUCGGCUGCCUCGGUUUGUGCAGCUUGAUCUCGACUACACUUCGCCUGACUUUGUCAUUGACAACAACUUUACCAACUUCGCCGACAUGUUCUCGUUAGGUCUUUUGGCUGUUGCUCUUUACAACUCACCCCACCGCUCGCCCAUAGAGUCACAUGGCAGCUUGUCAACUUACAAGCGGACGUUCUCCUCUUCCUCAACAGUGCCGUCUGCGUCGAACGGAUUCCUAUCGUCUCGCCCUCUGCCGAAGGAGCUAGUUCAGCACGUACUACCAAGGCUCAUCACUCGUCGACCAGCACAACGCCUCACGGCCAAAGAGUUCCAAGAAAGUGAAUACUUCAACAACGUACUUGUCUCCACCAUCCGAUUCCUUGAUGCUUUCCCUGCAAAAACACCAAACGAGAAAACUCAGUUCAUGCGGGGUCUGGUCAAAGUUAUGCCCUCGUUCCCCAAGACAGUCAUGGAGAAGAAACUUCUGCCAGCACUGCUCGAGGAGAUGAAAGACAAGGACCUUAUCGCACUGAUCCUGCAGAACGUCUUCACCAUCAUCGACUUGCUGCCGUCUGCGAGACGUGUCUUCGCUGAAAAAGUACGGCCAGCAUUGAAAGCGACCUUUGCCCCGCCUCCUAAGAAGGACCAGCCUCCGGAGAGGGAUCCUACCAAAGAUGCCGGGUUGAUGGUGGUGCUUGAACACAUGUCAACCAUUUGUAGCAACUGCAAUGGCAAGGAGUUUACAGAUGACAUUCUGCCUGUCGUCUACGCUGCAAUCGAAGCGCCAACUCCAGCAGUGGUCGAUGCGGCUCUGCGAGGCCUGCCGUCUAUUCUGCCAGUUCUCGACUUUAGCACUAUAAAGAAUGAGCUCUUUCCCGUAAUUGCAGCUGUUUUUAGCAAAACGAGCAGUCUCGCCAUCAAGGUGCGAGGCUGCCAGGCCUUUGUCGUUUUGUGCGGUGGCACACCGGACGGGCAAGAUGAUGGGCUUGAUGCGUUUGGUGCUGCAAAGAAGAAACCAUCGUCGUCUUCAAGCAUGCUGGACAAAUACACCAUGCAGGAGAAAAUCAUCCCGUUGAUCAGGGCCAUCAAGACGAAAGAGCCUGCUGUCAUGAUGGCAGCUCACGGGGUUCUACGCGUAGUUGGCGAAGCUGCCGACGCUGAAUUUGUCGCCAUUGACAUCCUCCCAAUUCUCUGGCACAUGAGUCUUGGGCCUUUGCUCAACUUGAAGCAGUUUCAGGACUUCAUGGACCUUAUUAAAAAACUGUCCAAGAGAGUGGAAGACGAGCAGUCCAAGAAGCUGCAAGAGCUUUCUGGCACCAACGGCAGCACAUCCGCGCCCAAUGAAGAUUUUAUGGCGUUCGGCGGCGUCAGCGGAACCACGUUUGACAAUGGAGGUGCAGAAGACGACUUCGAAAGCUUAGUCAAAGGCAAGACGACGCGGACGUCAACGUCAGAUGCCUUCUCAAGCUGGGAAGAGAUGCCUGCCUCUGCAAGAGUUGCCUCGCCCGCGCCUGGAAGUAGGUCCACAACUCCGGCAUUCUCGUGGUCGAGUCCCUCUCCGACUCAGGCAGCACCUCCAUCGGCCAAGCCUCAACCUAGUUUCCGUACAGUAACGCCUGAUCUGGCCUCAUUCCAAACGAUGAGCCCGACAUCGACCCAGUUCUCGAAGCCCUUGCAACCGGUUAAGGAGACUCCGGCCCAGCCGGCACAAUCCAGCUCGACAAUCAACUGGUCAACGGCGUCGGCGGCAACCUCCAACCCAUGGGCGUCGUCUUCAACACCUACGCCGGCCUUUUCGUCCGGUAGCUCCAUAUCGCCACCUCCGAGCUCCGCUUUUGGUGGAAUAAGCGCGCCCAUGUCCAACCUGUCGCUUGGUGGGCAACGGCCAGGCUUGUCACAGUCAUCGUCGUUUUCGUUGCCACCACCGCCAUCCAGCAACCCGACAGGCCUAUCCGGAUCAUCCGGCUUUAGCCUGCCGCCUCCACCCAGUCACACACCGCCAGUGCAAUCAAGCAUGAGUGCAUUCAGCAAGCCUGCGACCAACGCCGGCAGCAUGAGUAUGAUGGGUCAACAGCCGAUGGGCAGUAUGAGCAGCAUAGGCAGCAUGGGAAGCAUGGGCUCGCGGCCUGGAAUGAAUAUGGGUAGCAUGGGAAUGGCAUCUGGCGGGAGCAUGAACACCAUGAUGAACGGUAACACGGGCAUGAACAGCAUGGCCGGGCUUCAGCAGCAGCAGAGGCCACAGCAGAAAAGCGGGUUGGAUAAGUACGAGAGUCUCAUUUAG